CUCACUCUCCUCUUGCUCCUUUUUAAAAACUGGUUCCUUUCUUUGUAAUGUCCUGAUCAUUUCUCAAUAUACAAAGAAGCCUAGAGGACCUUCCAUAGAAAACAGGUGAUAUCAAGAUUGAAGAAGAAACAACCAGCAAUAAGAUCUUGGACAGGAACCAAAUACUCACAUGAAGUACACAAUACUCAUCUCCGUUGUAAUUGUCCUGAUGUUUCAGCUUAUAACAUCUGGAGAAUCAGUGGAAUUGCAAAAAUAUCCAAUGAGCUUUGAAAGCAAUUCUUUUGAUGACCAAUAUAUGGGCUGUGAAGAGACCAUGAAUAUAAAGGCAAUAGAGCUCUUAAAUGAAGAAAGGGCAAAAAACCCAGAAUUCGACAAAGUUUGGGAAAAAGCAGAAAAUCUUUGGAAAAAUAUGUCUCCUGACAAAAAAAGAAUGGACAAGAUGUUUGAAAUUGCUGUCAUUGCUUAUACAUUGGAAGACUAUAAGAUGUAUCAAACCUUUAAUCAAGCAGUUAGAGGAUGCUGUGAGUCCCUGGAGUCUUAUGUGAAAAAUUUCCAUUUCAAAGCUUUCCAUUUCUAUCUCACCAGGGCUAUUCAAACCCUGAAAGGAACCUGCAGAAAUGUUUACAGAGGGGUCAAUGUGAAGAUGUACCCUGAUGGGACAGGAAAGAUGCGCUUUGGUCAAUUUAGUUCAGCCUCUCUGGAACAAAAUGAAGUCAAAAUUUUCUCAGGUAGCUCAGGGACCAUCUACCAUGUGUACACAUGUAAGGGAGCUUCCAUUGCACAUUUAUCCAAGUUUCCUUAUGAAAAAGAGGUGCUGAUCCCCCCAUAUGAGGUGUUUGAAGUCUCUAGGUUCUCUGAAGAUUCCAACGGCAUUACAACAGUUAAUCUAACUCACGAAAGAACAUUUAGCAAGUAUAACUGUGCCUUAGUAGGUUCUGGUAAUAAGGAAACCAUCCCUGGACAACUUACAACCAUCUUAUUCUCUGGAGUCUUCAUCCUAGUCGUCCAAGUUCAUUCCCAGAUCUUGACAGGAUUCUAGCUACCCUGGGGCCCCAGUCAAUGAUAUGCCAGUAAAUGUUUACCAACUGGCUCUUCCCCAUCUUUUUCCCAUCU
Molecule: messenger RNA, 1113 nt
Organism: Sarcophilus harrisii (Tasmanian devil)
Lineage: Eukaryota; Metazoa; Chordata; Mammalia; Dasyuromorphia; Dasyuridae
Product: ecto-ADP-ribosyltransferase 5-like
Exons: 4
Coding region: 170-1039 (289 amino acids)
Molecular function (GO): NAD+ poly-ADP-ribosyltransferase activity; NAD+-protein-arginine ADP-ribosyltransferase activity
Source: RefSeq, a predicted model, not a curated record